This is a messenger RNA of Gastrolobium bilobum, 2495 nucleotides long. RefSeq lists its product as uncharacterized. The record is from RefSeq and is a predicted model, not a curated record. The coding region runs from base 40 to 2232 and encodes 730 amino acids. Lineage: Eukaryota; Viridiplantae; Streptophyta; Magnoliopsida; Fabales; Fabaceae. The transcript has 9 exons.
UUCUCUUACAAUUUUGGAUCGCUCACUUCUAAUCAGGUCAUGGCGGAGGAUAUGGAAAUUGAUCAUAUUGUGGAUGUACCUGAUACCCCAGAUAGAUUAACUGUCAGGCAUGAUGAUCGGAAAUAUGUAGGUAAUCCUGAGAAGAGGGAGAGGGCUUUUCCUGUCGCUGAUGAAAUGAAUAGCUGCAGCAACUAUAUAGCAGUGUACCCCUCAGAGAAAUCUUAUCCAUCUCAAAAUGCUCCCAUUUUUAGGAGAGCCCAAACUGAGAAAAAUUUUGGACCUAAGACAGAACACUCUAAUGGAGCUGGAAAGAUGGAAAAAGGGAAAACUAUUAGCUCUAAGUUUCCUUCUAAAUCAUCUCACCAUGGGCCUAUUUCUGUUUUAGAUUUGACCAAAGAGAAUGGACAGUUCCAGCCUUUGAAACCAUCUUUCUCACAUCGUGGAUCAAGAGAAAGUAUUGGGAACACUUCAUUACCAUUCAUUUCUGAUUCUUCUGAUACAUCUAGAAAUGCCUUCACUGGAAAAUGUAAACUAGAUAAUAAAACACUUCCAGGUCGUAAUAUAUCUAUGGACCGUGGCAAGAGCAUUUCUCUGUCAAAUGAUUCUCAUGCUCAAUCAAAAACUGAUAGGCAAGAGUCUUUGCCUCCUCGUUUUUCCACCGCUCCAAGGAGUAGAGGGCACAAGAGAUUGGUACGAAACGGGUGCAUUUCACCACACAAUAUUGCAUCAAGGGCAAAACAGUCAGCUGAGCAGAGCAGCCAUCAAACCAAUGAUGUUGAGCACAGUCUUUCUGGGCAUUCAGUUUCUAGCAUUACAAUGUCACCAAUUACUGUUGAUGAUAUAGUUGCUGAAGGGAGAGGCAGUGGUAGAGUGAAAGGAAAGGAAGUACUUAUUCAUCCAUCAUCACAGGAACUGAAUGCUGGAACUAUUCACACUGUUAACAGCAGCCCUGUGAUCAAUUAUGAAGAUGCCAAUGCUACCAGUAAUGCUAUAAGAAAUUCACUUAAAUUCUCUGGGGGACAAGGUGGUUGGAGAACUACACAUAAUGAGAAGAAUGCUGAUCAGCACUUGUAUGAUGUAAAUGGGCAUUGUUCAAGGAGAAAUUAUGAUGCUGGAAGAUUUGUUAAUAGACAGAAUACGAACAGAAUGGACAGAAGAGACACUGGGAGCAGUCAAAUCAGAAAGGAGGUUCAUGGUUCUGUAUUAGAUCAUACAGCUCAUCCAACUUCUCUGAUCAUUCCGGAGGUAGACCCAACAACUGGAACACGACCUACUGCUGACACACUGACUAAAAGGCAAAGGAAACGUGGAUCAACUUUGGGAAAUCCUAAUGAAGCUUCUUAUAAUUCAGAAAUUAUGUUCCUCGGUUCAUCUGGGGAAUCAUCAAGCUCAUCCCGGAGCCCUGUCUUGGAUCCUGAAAUGAUUGAGUUGUUAUCCACACCUGAGUACACCAACAGACUUUCUGAAGAUUUAGAUGACAACGAAAAUAAUAGCUCAGAUGCUCGGGCAAGACAAGUAGAAGCAGAUGAGAUAUUGGCUCGUGAACUCCAAGAACAACUGUAUCAUGAUGAUUCUUUUGAAGGAAGAAGGAUUGACGACCAUUUAGCGUGGGAGAUACAGCAUGCAGAGGAUCAUCUGCAUGCAUCUGUUGAUAGUCACCAUAUUUCUUAUCCUACAUGGAUACCAAGGGCAAAUAGACAGCCUCGCUCACGGUCUCGUCAAAGUCUUUCAAAUAGGAGGAGAACUGUGCCUCAAGUUCAUUUCUCUAAUAGAAUGUUACAGUUGAGGAGUCGCAUUACAAGUCGGUCUCCAACACCAUUCUUGUCUAGAGAAAGACGCCCCCGGUUUCCUCUGGAUAUGGACUUAGACAUGAGACUUGAUAUAUUGGAAGCGUUAGAGGAUGCAGUGGGGGAUCUUAGUGAUAUGGGAGUGGCUGAUGACAUUUUUCAUGCUCAUCGCGAUUUCAAUGAAAACGAUUAUGAAAUGUUAUUGGCCCUUGAUGAACAAAAUCACCAACAUACUGGUGCAUCUGCCAAUCAGAUCAAUAGCUUGCCACAGUCCACCGUCCAGACUGACAACUUCACAGAGGCAUGUGCCAUAUGUCUUGAGAAUCCAGUCAGGGGAGAAAUUAUUCGCCACCUUCCCUGUUUGCACAAAUUUCACAAAGAUUGUAUUGAUCCUUGGCUCCAUAGGAAAACGUCAUGCCCAGUGUGCAAGUCAUCUAUCAGCUAAUUCAUUUUGGAAUUUAAAUGGUUAAUUUAUCAUGCUGCGGUGGAUUAUCUCAGCCGUCUCAUUUUGUCUUUUGAGGUAAAGCAAUGCAUGACAAUACCUUUCUGCUAGAAGUUGAAAUUGUAAUAAAGACAUGCUUCCUUUUCAGUGUGCUAUUUUAACUUCUUGAUCUAUUAAUUAUCAAAAUAUGAAUAUUACCGUAUAGAAAAAUUUGCAAGUUGGCAACUUUUAUGGUGCUGAUAUAGUGUUACUGUCUUUUGGAUUAU